Debaryomyces fabryi is the source of this 351-nucleotide messenger RNA. RefSeq lists its product as uncharacterized. The record is from RefSeq and is a predicted model, not a curated record. The transcript has a single exon. Bases 1 to 351 code for a protein of 116 amino acids. Lineage: Eukaryota; Fungi; Ascomycota; Pichiomycetes; Serinales; Debaryomycetaceae.
AUGUUACACAUUUCUAAAAGCUUUAGGCCUUUCACUAUCUCAUAUGCUAGAGGGCUUUCAUCAACAUCACGGAACCUAAAGACUUCUUUAACGUUUUUCACCAAGGAAACUUGCAUGCUUUGCACCAACGCAAAAAAUAUUUUACAUGAUACUUUGAAAGAUGAUGCAUUGAAAGAUAAGGAAAUAUCGCUAGAAACUAUCGAUAUUAUGAAGCCUGAAAAUUCUAAAUGGUUUGAUGUAUACUGUUAUGAUGUUCCUGUGCUACACGUGGAAAGGCCUAACCAAGCAAAACCUGUUAAAUUCAUGCAUUAUUUUUAUAACGACAAAUUAAUUGAUGAAUUGACUAAAUAA